CUGUUGUUUCAAAUCCUCUUUGGGCUGUGUUCUUGCUUCAACAGUGUUUGAACGGAACAGAGUCUGUACCGUGAGGCUUUAGCUGAUUUUUACUUUGAUCACUUCCAACCACUGUCAUUGACAAACCAUCAAAAUGGACUCUCAGGUGCGCCAGAACUACCACCGUGACUGUGAAGCUGCUAUCAACCGUCAGAUCAACAUGGAGCUGUAUGCUUCCUAUGUCUACCUCUCCAUGUCCUACUACUUUGAUCGAGAUGAUGUGGCACUGGAACACUUUGCCAAGUUCUUCAAGGAGAGGUCUCAUGAGGAGAGAGAACAUGCAGAGAAACUAAUGAAGUUCCAGAACAAGCGUGGUGGCCGCAUCUUCCUCCAGGACAUUAAGAAACCUGACAAGGAUGAAUGGUCUAAUGGACUUGAAGCCAUGACCAUCUCACUGGAACUGGAGAAGUCCGUGAACAAGGCUCUACUGGACCUGCACAAAUUGGCAACUGAAAAGGUUGACCCUCAUCUCUGUGACUUCCUGGAGUCUGAAUUCCUAGAUGAACAGGUUGAAGACAUCAAGAAGCUGGGAGACUACAUCACCAACCUGAAACGUGUCGGUGUCCCACAGAAUGGUCUGGGCGAGUACCUCUUCGAUAAGCAUACCCUGGGAAGCAAGAACUAAAUCCAUCUUAGGGAUUCAGCUUCUUCUGUAAAGGCCUAGACGUACAUGUUUUCAAUAUUCAAGGGAGUCAAGUAUUGGAGCCUUAUCACAUCUGUGAUUAGUAAUUGUGAUAUCAUUCAAUAAAUUCAAAGCAUAACAAAAACAUUA
Molecule: messenger RNA, 811 nt
Organism: Protopterus annectens (West African lungfish)
Lineage: Eukaryota; Metazoa; Chordata; Ceratodontiformes; Protopteridae
Product: ferritin heavy chain B-like
Exons: 4
Coding region: 134-664 (176 amino acids)
Biological process (GO): iron ion transport; intracellular iron ion homeostasis
Cellular component (GO): cytoplasm
Molecular function (GO): ferric iron binding; ferrous iron binding
Source: RefSeq, a predicted model, not a curated record